AUGCGGGGCUUGAACUUGCCAGCCACGCAGGGCACCAGCAAUGCCGGUAACUUCCUUCCAGGUGUUCAUCGUUUUGACUACUCGGCCAAAGACUUGGACAAGGUUCGGCAGAAUCGCUUCAAUGCACUGCGGCUGCCGGUGAAUGUCUCCACUGCGAGCGACCGCUCAGCUCUUCUGAAGAUGCGGAACGUCUUCGAGACCCUCGGUGGCGCAGGUAUUCUCUGCUUCUUCGAGGAGAGUUCAGACCCAGCGGCCGCGCCGCAUGGCAAGGGCUGCGCGGAUGUGGCGGCAACCAGCGCCGCCUGGAGACAGGCUCACGAAGUCUUCGCUGACAGUAAAGUGCUCUACGAAAUCUUUAACGAGCCUUUCGGCUACGAGAAGCCGGAGCUGUACCUCUACGACAUGCUCCUGAUCCUUCACCAUGCCCAGCUCCCCCUCAGCCGCUGCGUGCUGGACGGCAAGGGCUAUGCAGACGACAUUCGGGUUCUGCAUCGCCUGGGAUGGAACGGCUUCUUGGCCUACCACUUCUACCCGAACUGGCUGCCAGAAGGACAUCGAAGCGAGGACGCUUACGAGCAGAAGGUCUUACAGGAUGUGUCUGAAGUUGCGGAUCGUGCCUUCAUCACGGAAUUUGGAGCCGCUUUGAAUCUGUCUCGAGAGCAGCAGGCCGGGCAAGCGCCCUCGGAGGACGCCCAGUGUCUCCGGGGGCUCGCCGCAGCAGUGCGGCAACUGCCAAAGCUUCGCGGUGCGUUUCACUGGCACGGCUGGGGCAACGGAGACACCUACGACUUCGGAGCUCCCCCGAACGAGUUGGGCUCGGAUCUGGUCCAGGCUGUACUGGAGGGCUGCGGGAUUCAGCCCUUGACUUCUGGCACAGAUGCAGAGCCCGUGGCGCUCUUCCGGAAGGGGGAGAUGACGUACCUGGUCUUGCUCUCGGAUGCGCGAUUUCCGCACAUGCCUGGCUGGGGUUGGACCUUCGAGCGGAUCGCGUGCUACUGCUGGCGGGAAGCGACCGCUCCAGCCGAUGCCGUGCCGGUGCACUGCUGGCGCAAUGGCGAAGCCGCCCUCUAUGGCAUCGCCAGCUACGAGCCUGCAGCACUCGCUUGCGGCUUUGCCUUCGAGUCUGUGGCCUUCUAUGCAGUGCCACCUUCUGCAAGUCCGCCAAGUGAGCUCUCUGCCGUGCAUGAGUGGCGAAAGGAGGAGAUGACCUACUAUGCACGAGACGACUGGGAGGGCUACGGAAGCUUGCCAUCGUGGGGCUGGACGCACCACCGUGUGGCAUUUUGGGCCCCCUUGGCCUAG
Molecule: messenger RNA, 1302 nt
Organism: Symbiodinium sp. CCMP2592
Lineage: Eukaryota; Dinophyceae; Suessiales; Symbiodiniaceae
Source: the annotation of a GenBank genome assembly